Hemisphaericaspora subhashii is the source of this 312-nucleotide messenger RNA. RefSeq names its product thioredoxin (gene TRX1). The transcript has a single exon. Gene Ontology annotation, molecular function: protein-disulfide reductase activity. The record is from RefSeq and is a predicted model, not a curated record. Bases 1 to 312 code for a protein of 103 amino acids. Lineage: Eukaryota; Fungi; Ascomycota; Pichiomycetes; Serinales; Debaryomycetaceae.
AUGGUCGCUACUAUUGAAUCUAAACAACAAUUCGACGAAGCUCUUGCAUCCGACUCAUUAGUCGUUGUCGAUUUCUUUGCUACUUGGUGUGGUCCAUGUAAGAUGAUUGCUCCAUUAUUAGACAAAUUUUCUCAAGAAUAUAGUCAAGUUAACUUCAUUAAAGUUGAUGUUGAUCAAUUUGGAUCCAUUGCUCAAGAAUAUGAAAUUACUUCUAUGCCUACUGUUGUUUUCAUCAAGGGUGGUAAGGAAGUUCAAAGAGUUAUUGGUGCUAAUCCUGCUGCUUUAAAACAAGCCAUUGCUUCUCAUGCUUAA